Urocitellus parryii (Arctic ground squirrel) is the source of this 5336-nucleotide messenger RNA. It is a transcript of the gene Lpin1, whose product is annotated as lipin 1. The record is from RefSeq and is a predicted model, not a curated record. Gene Ontology annotation, biological process: fatty acid catabolic process; positive regulation of transcription by RNA polymerase II; triglyceride biosynthetic process. Gene Ontology annotation, cellular component: mitochondrial outer membrane; nucleus. Lineage: Eukaryota; Metazoa; Chordata; Mammalia; Rodentia; Sciuridae. Gene Ontology annotation, molecular function: transcription coactivator activity; phosphatidate phosphatase activity.
UGUGGCUCCAGUGUGGCUCCAGUGUCGCCCGGGCAGCCUCCCUGCUCCUGAGCUGCUGUGGCUGAGGGCAUUCCUCUCCUGACACGGGGCGAGAAGGGGGCUCGCUCCCCAGGGCCCAGCCAUGGCAGACCAGGAGCCCCUCUGCAGCUCCAACUGGGAGGCCCCACAGGGCAAGAGCUCCCUGGACUCAGCGUGGUCAUGGAGCAGCUGGACAGCGGCCCUGAAGCCCAGCUGGGGGUGGAGCCUCCAGCCUCCAACAAGUCCCCUGUGGAACCUGUGCCCUCUCCUGGGUUCAGGACCGGUGGCGGGUCUCAGCCRAGCAGGGCAUCUGUGCAGGAGCAGGCGAGGGAAGGAGCCGCAGAUUCCAAUAAUGAGAGACCCUGGAUGGAUUCGAAAUGUGUGGCCUUCAAACAUUAAUGCCCAGACCAUGAACUACGUUGGGCAGCUGGCYGGCCAGGUGUUUGUCACUGUGAAGGAGCUCUACAAGGGGUUGAACCCUGCUACUCUGUCGGGAUGCAUCGAUAUCAUUGUCAUCCGGCAGCCCAAUGGGAGUCUGCAGUGCUCCCCUUUCCAUGUCCGCUUCGGGAAGAUGGGGGUUCUGCGUUCCCGGGAGAAAGUGGUUGACAUAGAAAUCAACGGUGAAUCCGUGGAUUUGCAUAUGAAGUUGGGUGAUAAUGGAGAAGCAUUUUUUGUUCAAGAGACUGAUAAUGAUCAGGAAGUGAUCCCCAUGUACCUGGCCACCUCCCCUAUCCUGUCCGAAGGAGCUUCGAGAAUGGAGUCCCAGCUGAAAAGGAACUCGGCAGACAGGGUGAGGAGCCUGGACCCUUGCACGCCUCCCCAGGUUGUGCCACCCAGCGAGACCUCGUCCAGUGGCUCCUUGGUAAAGAAGAGGCGGAAGAGGAGGAGGAAGUCCCAACUGGACAGCCUGAAGAGGGAUGACGACWCGAACACGUCUGAGGACGAAGACAUGUUUCCCAUAGAGAUGAGCUCGGAUGAGGACUCGGGGCCGCUGGACGGCAGCAGAACUCUUCCUAGUGACAUACCACCAUUCCAAGAUGAGAUUCCCAAGGAAAACCUCCCCUCAGUCUUGCCUUAUCCCCAGUCAGCAUCAUACCCCAAUUCAGAUCGAGAGUGGUCCCCCAACCCCAGCAGCCCGGUAGAUGGCAAAAGGACUCCCCCUCAUCUUGCAGCUGCAGCCGAGGGUGGCCUGUCUAGUUCCUGCCCUCCGCAGCCUUCCCACUUCCAUGCUUCAGAAAGUCCUUCAGGUUCCCGACCCUCAACGCCUAAAAGUGAUUCCGAGCUGGUCAGUAAGUCGACGGAUAGGUCAGCACUGAAGAGCAACCUAGAAAUGCUCUGGCUCUGGGGAGAGCUGCCACAGGCAGCAAAGUCAUCUUCUCCACACAAGAUGAAAGAGUCCAGCCCACUGUGCAGUAGAAAAAUUUGUGAUAAAACUCACUUUCAGACCAUUCACAGCGAAUCUUCAGAUACUUUUAGUGACCAAUCACCAACUUUGGCCAGAGGGCCUCUUUCAGACCAGAAUAAGCCUCCGACAGAGAUGCAGUUUGUCAGUGAAGAAGACCUAGAGGCCUUGGGAGCAGCAGCCCCGCCAUUGCCUAUGGCGGAAGAACUCAAGGCCCCGGCUGCCAGUGCAGUGCCCACUGCAAGCAAGACGGACUCUCCUUCCAGGAAAAGAGAUAAACGAAGCAGACACCUCGGUGCUGAUGGCGUCUACUUGGACGACCUCACAGACAUGGAUCCUGAGGUGGCAGCCCUGUAUUUUCCCAAAAACGGAGACCCUCCAGCGCUCGCCAAACACACCAGCGACAACGGAGCCCGGUCAGCCAACCAGUCCCCGCAGUCUGUGGGCAGCUCGGGCGCUGACAGUGGCAUGGAGAGCACCUCGGACGGCCUGAGGGACCUGCCAUCCAUUGCCAUCUCCCUCUGUGGGGGCCUCAGUGACCACCGGGAAAUCACGAAAGAUGCGUUUUUGGAGCAAGCCGUGUCCUAUCAGCAGUUUGUGGACAACCCUGCUAUCAUCGAUGACCCCAAUCUUGUGGUGAAGAUCGGGAAUAAAUAUUAUAACUGGACGACGGCAGCACCUCUACUGCUGGCAAUGCAGGCCUUCCAGAAACCUUUGCCAAAGGCCACUGUGGAAUCUAUCAUGAGGGAUAAGAUGCCCAAAAAGGGAGGAAGAUGGUGGUUUUCUUGGAGGGGAAGAAACACCACGAUCAAAGAGGAGAGUAAGCCCGAGCAGUGCUUGGCUGGAAAGGGCCACAGCACUGGAGAGCAGCCGUCACAGCUGAGCAUGGCCACCAGAAUAAAGCACGAAUCAUCCUCCAGUGACGAAGAGCAUGCAGCUGCCAAGCCUUCCAGUGUGAGCCACCUCCCUCUUUUGUCUAACGUCAGCUACAAAAAGACUCUCCGGCUCACAUCGGAGCAGCUGAAAAGCUUGAAGUUGAAGAAUGGCCCCAAUGACGUGGUUUUCAGUGUCACCACACAGUAUCAAGGCACCUGUCGCUGUGAAGGCACCAUCUAUCUGUGGAACUGGGAUGAUAAAGUCGUCAUUUCUGAUAUUGACGGCACCAUCACGAGAUCAGAUACCCUUGGCCACAUUUUGCCCACCCUCGGGAAGGAUUGGACCCACCAGGGCAUUGCGAAGUUGUACCAUAAAGUGAGCCAAAAUGGAUAUAAGUUUCUCUACUGUUCUGCACGUGCCAUCGGGAUGGCAGACAUGACACGGGGCUACCUGCACUGGGUCAACGAGAGGGGCACGGUGUUGCCGCAGGGGCCGCUGCUGCUCAGCCCCAGCAGCCUCUUCUCCGCCUUGCACAGAGAAGUGAUUGAAAAGAAGCCAGAAAAGUUUAAAGUCCAGUGUUUAACCGACAUCAAAAACCUGUUUUUCCCAAAUACGGAACCCUUUUAUGCUGCAUUUGGAAACCGGCCAGCUGACGUGUAUUCCUACAAGCAAGUGGGGGUGUCCUUGAACAGAAUCUUCACUGUCAACCCUAAAGGAGAGCUGGUACAGGAGCAUGCCAAGACCAACAUCUCCUCGUAUGUGAGGCUGUGUGAGGUGGUGGACCACGUCUUCCCGUUGCUGAAGAGAAGUCAUUCUUCGGACUUCCCCUGCGCGGACACUUUCAGUAACUUCACCUUCUGGAGAGAGCCGCCGCCACCUUUUGAGAACCAGGACAUUCAUUCUGCUUCAGCAUAGUACAUGCCACACAGCCUCCUGCAGUGGUGCGGGAGCCUGUCACCACUAAAGAAYGGGUUGUGGGGACCCUGGAGCCGGCACUGGGAGCCCAUGUGUGCUCAUUUUCUUAGAAUUGAGGAGCAUUUCUCCCCCUUCCCCCUGCCAUGGGGUGACGUGUCUAAGUACACCACGGAGGYUGGACCUUCUAGCCAGGAGUGGGGUGUUCCUGGGUGCCAGGCAUCCUCAGUGUGGCUGCUGCCCACGGCAGCGCUGAGCCCCAGCCUGCUCCAGGGUCAGUUCUGGUUGAUGUGCAAUAUGGGGCUCCGAUGCCCRAGCAGAGGCUUGCCCCCUGACGAGGUUCAGCUGAGGACUGCCAGAUGUGCACGGCUGGGGUCCUGAGGGGCACACUCCCAUGGCAGCGACAUUUGUGUCGCCUUCUACAGAGGGCAGACAGGGCAGUGAAGGGUCAAGUGACCUGAACCCGAGGUCCCUGAUGGCAACCUGACCCGCAUGGGGUCGGGGCCUUGAGCAAGCCUUAGUCUUGGCCCCGUGGUUGUUCCCUGGCAGUGUUUGCUGACUAGCCUCAUUUUUAGGUGACAUGUUCUUAGUUCCUUUGGUUAGAGGCAGCCUGCAUAUCCCCCCAUUCUUUAUGGCUCAAGGCUGGGACACUUUUGCCUUAAUGCAUCCGUGGCAGACAUUUUACUUGGAAUGCGCUGUGUCCAGCUCAGUAACUGCUAUGCCUUCAAGGAAAAUGAUCGUGACUUUUAAGGCGCAUUUCAAAUCAGUUCAACAUCCCGUUGUCACCCUUUCACUCAGCGAGGUGGCGCUGAUCAUGUGGCCUUGACCGGGGCUUAUGCUGAAGGGUGAUGACGUUGAUUUUUGUUGGGAGCUCUCAAAAGAAACUGGUUGGUUUUAAGAAAACAGUUUCAAGCAGUUGCAUUCUAUUCUUUAUAGAUAUUAUUUAUUGCUUCUCUCUGAUUGGGUCACUGUUGUAAGCACCCUAGCCAUAUUCUUUCAAUCACAACUGUUAUUAAUACAUUAAAAACGAGUGUGCUAGACAUCUGAAGAGCCUUAUUCUGUGUAUCUCAUGACCGUGCUUCUUUUGGAAUUAYGAAUAAUUUUUUUUUCUUAGCUUUUUCCACUCAAAUUAAGGKUAAGGUUAAAAGUAAUAAUUUGAGUGACAUUCUUGAAGCCAGUAGAAGGUGGUUCUGUUUAUUAACCUAGCUGAUGGAAAGAACAAUGUGAAAAAUGAAAGAAUUAUUUUGGUAAAAUAUUUUGCUUUACAUUUUUGAAGUAUUUUUUUAAGGAGUGUUUUACUGUGAAGACUGAAAUGCUUUCCAAUUAAAUCUCAUUGUUAGAAUGGUAGGUGCAAAGCACGGAGCRGCUGAAGGAAAUGUUACUCUUUCUGUGAAAGAAAACCCGGCCUCAUUGCCUUUGUUGUGGUUGGUGGGUUGUUAAGGAUGGGUGGCUCCACUGAGCUGUUCUUGGGGACACCCAGAGUCCGGCAAAUCGCAGACUUCCUAGAGACGUGGACAUGCAUGUGCAAAUUCCCUUUGGGAGGUGUUAAAAUUAAUUAAAAAUAUUCCUGUCUUAACGAACUCCUGUUUGUUCUCUGCUGACCUUUAGAAGGCACAUGAUUCUUCUGCCACCAGGGAGUGUGAGUGAAUUUUCACUGCUCACUAGCCUGCAGAGGUCCCAUGCUUUCUGCCUUGCGCCCAGAAAGGAGCCUUGGCUGGGGGAAUGGUUGCAGCUCACUCUUCACCUGCUCUCCAAGUGAAGCCUGAGACACUAAUUUGAUGUACCUUGAAUUUCCAUAGGAACCCCCCCAAAAAAAACAGAGCACACCUUCCAUUGAGUCACACUCACUCACACGUGAGCCCUGGGUGGGCUGUAAGAUUAGCACCUGUUUUACAGCUUCUGAAAAGGAGGUUUAUAUGUGGCCACACCCAGGAAUAGGCGGAUUAUUUAUCUGUGUGUGUGCUGUGACCUGGUGACCCCAAGGUCAUAUGCUAGACAGCUGUAGUUGGACCACACGUUUCAAAUGGGUCCAUGGAAGGGAAUCACUCCAUUGUGAGAGUUCUCCAAAUGUCUGUCACACAUGAUGAGGAAGAAUGUAUAUAUCUGCAACAUGGGAGAGAAACGGUUA